Anguilla anguilla (European eel) is the source of this 998-nucleotide messenger RNA. It is a transcript of the gene hspb2, whose product is annotated as heat shock protein, alpha-crystallin-related, b2. The record is from RefSeq and is a predicted model, not a curated record. Lineage: Eukaryota; Metazoa; Chordata; Actinopteri; Anguilliformes; Anguillidae. Bases 186 to 695 code for a protein of 169 amino acids. The transcript has 2 exons. Gene Ontology annotation, molecular function: protein folding chaperone; structural constituent of eye lens. Gene Ontology annotation, biological process: protein refolding; response to heat.
AGCACGCACUCUCUCUUUCCCCUCUCUUUCGCUCCCUCCUUCUUUCUCUCCCUGCCAUUGCUCCAGCAGCUCUCUGGAUCUCUCUGCAGAGCAGCAGACCUCCGUCUCUCCAGUCCAGCUGCUUCCCGGCCCCCACCCCUGGACACUGUCUCCCCUCUUCAUCUCUCGGGACUCCCUGGGUCAGCAUGGCAGAGCGCACCAUUCCCCACGCCUACCCAAUGAGCGUGGACUAUGAGAUGAGCACCCCCUGCCGCAUCUACGACCAGAACUUUGCAGAAGCCCUCUCCCCCCAGGACAUCCUUGCGCCCACGCUAUUCCACGGCUACUACAUCCGCCCGCGCAUCAACAAGCAGCUGGAGAGGGGCUUCUCGCAGGUGGACAACGAGGACGACUGGUACCGCGUCCAGCUGGACGUCUGCCAGUUCAUGCCGGACGAGCUGAGCGUGCGCACCGUGGACAACCUGCUGGAGGUGAGCGGGCGACACGCCCAGCGGAUCGACCAGCACGGCUUCGUCAGCCGGGAGUUCACGCGCACCUACAUCCUCCCGCUGGGCGUGGACCCGCUCCUGGUGCAGGUCUCCCUCUCGCACGACAGCAUCCUCCGCAUACAGGCCCCGCGCAAGAGCGACGACCUGGAGCCCGCCAUCAACCAGCUGAAGAUCAACGUGGACAAGAAAGGAGCCAAAAGCUCCUGAGGAGCACGGUGGGGACAGCGAGUCAUAAACACCAGGCUUUGCAUUAUUGCUGAGAUUUAGAGACUGGAGUGAUGCAAUUGGGGGGUUUUUUGUCAAUUUGUUUUUUAAAGUACACAUUGGCCCUAGUUCCUAAAUAAUAGUUAUUUGGAGCGUACUUGGGCUUCAAUACAGAAGGUUUUGGUAUUGAACCCCACAGAAGGAAUUAUUAUAUUGAAAUCAAACCGCAAACCAGUCAUUAUUACUGCGCCCUCUGGGAACUGUGUAUGAACAAUGUGCCAAUAAAUAUUUUGUCAUGUAAAGAAA